AUGAGAACACACGCAGCAACAGCCUUAUACGCACUUCUAGCUCUAUACUGCCUAGGAAGUACUUUAUGUGGACCCAUAACGGACGUUGGUAAACAGUUUCAGCAGACUGGCGGCACUGUCAAUGAUUCGGGCAACAUUGAUGUGGUCAAAGAUGCCGUCAAACCAGUCGGUGGUAAAAUUAUUUCCGAUUUAAAUCCCAUCGAGAACAUCAUAAGUUCGAUUCCAGAUGAAAUCGGUUCUUUAGAGAAGUUAAUUUCUAUACUCAGCAAGCUGCUGUCAACAGUAAAACCCAACGACUCUAAGCUUCCUGUCGAUAGUUCCUCUGAAAUACCAACUGGUUCAGAUUACGAUGAAUCAGAAACGCAAGUUCCAGUCGAUAGUUCCUCGGAAAUACCAACUGGUUCCGACAAAGUGGAGUCAGAAACACAGGUUCCGGUCGAUAGUUCCUCGGAAAUACCAUCUGGUUCCGACUACGAUGGUUCAGAAACACAGAUUCCGGUCGAUAACUCCUCUGAAACACCUACUGGUUCCGAUUACGAUGUUUCAAAAACACAGGUUCCGGUCGAUAGUUCUUCGGAAAUACCAGUUCAGAUACGAUGA
Molecule: messenger RNA, 600 nt
Organism: Bactrocera neohumeralis
Lineage: Eukaryota; Metazoa; Arthropoda; Insecta; Diptera; Tephritidae
Exons: 2
Coding region: 1-600 (199 amino acids)
Source: RefSeq, a predicted model, not a curated record